Pecten maximus is the source of this 732-nucleotide messenger RNA. RefSeq lists its product as uncharacterized. The record is from RefSeq and is a predicted model, not a curated record. The transcript is spliced from 4 exons. The coding region runs from base 108 to 566 and encodes 152 amino acids. NCBI's taxonomy places the organism in Eukaryota, Metazoa, Mollusca, Bivalvia, Pectinida, Pectinidae.
GAAGCUGAUAUAAUAUUUAACCAAUAAUUUCGACAGGCGACGCAAUAUAUUUGUCUGGAGUUUUUGAUGGAGUUUUAUGCUGGACCGACAACUUUCUUCCAUAUUGUAUGAGCAACGUCCAGAUUAUUAAAAACCUGACGAUGGCCUUGCAGGGUAUGGUGAAGAUAGUUAGCUUUACUUUUACUGUAUGUAUGGCAGUUAUGAUGGGUGCUGCGAAACCCGCCAUUCGUAACGAUGGGGUACCAGUUACUUCUCUCAACUCGACAGGUCCACUGUUAACUGGAAUCAUCUCCAACGGUGUGGAGGCGGGCAAAGCUCCAAGCAAUACGACGGAUAUGACAGUCAAUUGCACGAACACGAAGAGUGUUGGAGAAGCAUUUAGUUGUUUCCUGGAGGGAUAUUUUGAGUCAAUUUUCGUCGGAGUCGGGUUCAUCAUCCUGCUACUGGCACUGUUUGUUCUCUUGAAGAAAAUAUAUACCAAGACUUAUAGAAAUGAACGGAAAACUGCUGAAGUAAAUACCUACGAGAAUAAGAAGAUGAUUCCACAUCAUGAUAUCAAAGGUUGAUCAUAGGUAUAUGUUCAAUAUAAUGUAGGUAGGGCAAGGUACAUACCUUGACUGUUGUUUAUACAGUAAUGAUAGUUCAACAGAUGUGAUGUAUAUACUGUAAUGAUAGUUCAACUGAUGUGAUGUUUAAUGUACAUACCAUGAAUGUUGUUUACACAGUAAUGAU